AUGGCAGGCUCUGCACAAUCAGACGAUGAUAGUGAUCGUGAAUUCGAAAAUGAACGAAUAGAAGUCAAGUACUACAUGCUACUGGAUGAUAAUGAAAAGCUUGAAAAAGAUCUUGAAGAAGCUUUGAAAUCUGCAAAGACAGUAAAGACCGAAGUACAAGUUGUUGAGAAAGAGUGUGAUAACUAUCCUCUACAUGUUGAGAAGAUUGAGUACUUAACCAGCACAUUGGCAAAAUUCACUCAAGGCAAAGAAAACCUUGAUGUUGUGUUGAGAUCAUCUGGAAGAGCUAUCCACAAACAAGGUAUUGGUUAUAAGGCUCAAAGUAAUAGGAUAAACUCAAAGAAAUUUAUUGAUCUGAGUAAACCUACUACUAAUGCAUGCUUUUACUGCAAUACACUUGGUCACACAGUACAAAACUUCUAUUUUAGAAAUGUUGGUGUUCCAAAGGGAAAAUACAAAUGGGUUCCCAAGGAACAACUUUCUACAACUCACAAGAAAGGACCCAAAUUCAAAUGGAAAUCAACUUUGCAAUUAAUGAAAUCGACUAGAUAUCUCUAUUUUGGGCUUUCUGUAUUUGAAAAUUUAAAUGUGGGCUUAUUUGAGUACAUCUCUUUCGCGCCUUUAUAUAUGCAUACCAUGACUAUAGUUGUAAUAUGCAAAACCCUUGUUUGUGUCAAAGAGUCUCUACAUUCUUUACAAAGUUUUGGCAAGAUGGUCGCCUCAUCUUCUCGCCUAGGAAAGCGUUCAUCGUCUUCUAGAAGGGAAGCGAAUCCGUUUGGCUGGUUUAGUGAUGAUGAUCAACGCACUGAUUUCAUAUGCCAGUGGGGUUACAAGGAAGUGAUCAGGCACAAAUGCAUGAGCAUUCUAUUUUUCCGCAAUGAAGGUUUCGUGUUUCAAGAAUUGUUGGAGAAAGUUGGUCUGACCAAAUUUGUUGAACUUCAAGGGGAUUGUUAUCCAAACCUUGUGAAGGUUUUCUAUUCAAAUCUGAAAAAGGAAGAUAAUUGUCUCACCUCCAAAGUGAAAGGUGUCAAUAUCAUCAUUGAUCCUCUCAUAUGGAAAUAUGUUGCUGGAUUUCAAGAAGCAGGAAUGAAGGCUCAUCAAGGCAUUCCAGGAUUCUACAAAACUGAAAUCUAUAACAAUUUCUUGAAGAAUCCUGACAUGGUAGGAAAAUGUGAAUCCUUUAGCAUUGAAAAUCUGACCAAGGAAGAAAGCUUGUGUGCAUACGUGAUCACCUGGAUUUUACUACCAAGAGGUGAAGAUCAAUACUUACUGAAUGGUGAAGAUGUGUACCUAUUGUAUGCAUUGCAAACUGGUACUCCAAUAGAUUGGUCUUUUGUGAUUGAUGAUUACAUGUUAAAGUUUGCAAAACAAAAGGAGUAUCAUCUACCAUAUGGAGUGUUCAUAAGUAAAAUUUUGAGAAUGCAGAAUGUGGAUAUCACACAUGAAAGAACAAUUUGUUGCAAUAAGCAUAAUGUUUUAGAAGAGUUGUUCUUAUACUUAGUAGGCUUCCGAAAAGGAAAGGAAGGUUGGAUAUUCAAGGAUGAGUACAUUCCUGGUACUGAUGAAAUGAAUCCUGUAAAUAUUGAUUCAGCAAGAUAUGAAUUUCGGCCUCAAACAAGAUUUGAAGAAUUUGUGGAUGAAAGAUUCAAAAGACUUGACAAGAAAAUGAUGAUGCUUCACUGA
Molecule: messenger RNA, 1683 nt
Organism: Vigna angularis (adzuki bean)
Lineage: Eukaryota; Viridiplantae; Streptophyta; Magnoliopsida; Fabales; Fabaceae
Exons: 3
Coding region: 1-1683 (560 amino acids)
Source: RefSeq, a predicted model, not a curated record